Molecule: messenger RNA, 3101 nt
Organism: Thecamonas trahens ATCC 50062
Lineage: Eukaryota; Apusomonadida; Apusomonadidae
Product: tubulin-tyrosine ligase family protein
Exons: 4
Coding region: 1-3084 (1027 amino acids)
Biological process (GO): protein polyglutamylation; microtubule cytoskeleton organization
Cellular component (GO): cilium
Molecular function (GO): tubulin-glutamic acid ligase activity; tubulin binding
Source: RefSeq, a predicted model, not a curated record
AUGUCCGCCUCGGCCCGGACCCUGACCGGGAACGAGCGCAAGAACAAGAGCGAGCGCGAGCGUGAAGAUGUGACACAUACAGCAAGCAUGGAGGCGAAUCGCGGAAUGAGCAAGGCCGAGGCACGGGCACGCGAGCGUGAGCGCGCUAUGGCCGAGCUGGAUGCGAGGCUGGAGCGGCAGCGAGCGCGAUCGGUAGCGGUACUCGGCGGAGAGGUCCUCGCUGGCGACGUCGACGGCGCUGCUUCUACCGCCACGGAGCCAGCGUGCUCGUCUGAGGACAGCGGCGAAGGUGCGGCAGAAGGCGGAGGAGAAAGCUCACGGGCAGCCGCGCCCAAGUCUGAGAUCUUUCGACUGCUGAUGGGCGCUGCGCCGGCGACGCGGCGGGCAGUGCCGGCUCAGCCGUUGCGCCCUGCCCCAGAGAUGUUUUCGGGGCCUGUCCGGGUGCGAAGGCGUGCGCCUACCCCUUCUGCAGAGCUGGUCUGCACUGAGCGGGCACAGCUCCGUGAGCUCACCGACAAUGUUCCCGGUGAGGUUGUCAUACCGGCCGAGACGGACAAGCCGGCUGACAACAUCGAUCAGUUGCAGCGGGAGGCCGAGGAGGCGAAGACACGCCUGAAGGUCAAGGAGGCGCGAGAUAUCGAAAAAGCUGCACAGGCGGAGAAGGCCGCCGAGGCUGAGCGUGCACGUCGGGCUCGAGCACGUCAGCGUGUCGAGGCGCAGCGGCUUGCAGAUGAAGCGAAUGCUCAGCGCCUGGCCAAGGAGGCUGCCACAAAGCGGCUUGCCAAAGAGGUGGCCAAGGCGGUAGCGGACGGUCAACGGCUAGCAGAUGAGGCCGCGGUGAAACGCCUUGCCGAAAAGAGCAAGGCACGACGACAGGCUGAGGCUGAGAUGAACGCCGCGGCCGAGGCGCAGCGGAUUACUGACGAGGUCAAAGCCAAGGCUGUGGCUGUGGCCGAGGCUGAGCGCGCGGCGAUUGAGGCGCAGCGGCGGGCCGAGGCGCAGCGACAGGCUGAGGCUGAGGCGAAACAGCAGGCUGAAGCCGAGGCAAAACGGCAGGCUGAAGCUGAGGCGAAACGGCAGGCGGAGGUCGAGGCGCAGCGACAGGCUGAGGCUGAGGCGAAACGGCAGGCUGAAGCUGAGGCUGAGGCCAAACGGCAGGCGGCGGUCGAGGCGCAGCGACAGGCUGAGGCGCAGCGACAGGCUGAGGCUGAGGCGAAACGGCAGGCUGAAGCUGAGGCUCAGGCCAAACGGCAGGCGGCGGUCGAGGCGCAGCGACAGGCUGAGGCGCAGCGGAUUGCUGAUGAGGUCAAAGCCAAGGCUGUGGCUGUGGCCGAGGCUGAGCGCGUGGCGAUUGAGGCGCAGCGAGAGGCCGAGGCGCAGCGACAGGCUGAGGCCGAGGCCAAGUGCGCGGCGAUUGAGGCAGCGCGGCAAGUCAAGACCAAACGGCAAGCCAGAGAGUCACCACAUCAGGCCGCAUCAACCAGGCACAGGACGUCUAUGCGCACACGCAUCGCUACUGCGGAGCACCAGGGCAAGAACACCAAGCCCAUUAGACAGCCGUCUGCCGCAACCAAGGCCUUGCCACCAGUCCUACCGCCGCUGCACAACUUGUCGCCCGUCAAGCGACGGUCAGUCGUGCUCCCAACCCAGCUCGCUUCGAUCUACCCCGAGUUUUCCAAGCUCUUCUCGGCGGUUGUUCUUGAUCCGGACACGCCGGUCAACGCCAUCUACGCCGAGUACAUUGCCGAGCUGGAGGCGUGGCUGGAGGCGUGCCCCAGUGGGCCAGAUGGCCUUUUCUACCGUAUCUCAUCGGCUGGGCAUGAGGAGGUCUACACUAUUGUCGCUGAAUCGCUCGCUACGGUCGGGACCAUGUCCGGCUCGGACUGGGCCGAGCUGCCAGAGGACGCGUCUGGCCUGUGGAAUCUGUUGUGGACUUGGGGGCGACCCAAGGCGGACGUAUGGUCGCAUCUUGUGGCCUGGCAGCGGAUCAACCACUUUCCCAACACCUCGGCAUUGACUCGCAAGGAUCUGCUCAAAAAGUCGAUCGAGCGGCAGGCACGACUCGGCGGGCGGAUGGCGCGAGUCUUUGACAUUGUGCCGACCACGUAUAUCCUGCCGUCCGAGUACGCCAAGUUUGUGGAAGACUUUGCGCGCUCGGGUGCCAAGAACAAGUCUGGCAACGUGUGGAUCAUGAAGCCGGCCGGGCUCUCGCGCGGGCGCGGCAUCUUUCUUUUCAAUGACAUUGCCCAAGUCCGGCACGGCGAACCGGUUGUCGUUCAAAAGUACAUCCCAGACCCACUGCUGCUCCACGGGCGCAAGUUUGACCUUCGCAUCUAUGUCCUCGUCACCUCGUUUGAGCCACUGGAGGCGUUUGUGUACAAGGAGGGCUUUGCCCGGGUUGCCUCGCAGCUGUACGAUACGUCGCCCGAUACCAUUGCCAACAACGUCAUGCACCUCACCAACACCUCGAUACAGUCCGAGGCCUCGACGUCGUACUCGGGCUCGGCCGAUGCGGCGGAGUGGGGCGGCUCCAAGUGCUCGCUCAAGUUUUUGGCCAAAGAGCUGGCUAGCAGCGGCGUGGCCUUUGAGACGCUGUGGAAGGGCAUCUGCUCAGUUGUCCUCAAGUCGUUGUUUGCCGUGAAGGACACAAUUGAUAGUCAGCCCAACUCGUUCGAGGUUUUUGGCUACGACAUCAUGUUCGAUUCGUCGCUCAAGCCGUGGCUCAUCGAGGUCAACUCGUCGCCGUCGAUGACGUGUGACAACCCGCUCGACGUCCGCAUCAAGGGCUCCAUGAUUUCUGACACUCUCAAGCUGGUCAACCCGCUCCGCUUUAACCGAUCUCGUCUCAAGGACAUUCUUGCUGCCGUCACCGCUCAAAAGUACCGCCACGCCUCCAAGGCCAAGUACAACGAGGACUUGUACGAGUUGCUCGCCGGCGCUGUGCCGCGGGUGCCGGGCACCGGUGUCCUACCCGACUAUCUCGGCCUCUACCAUCCGAUCGCGCCGUCUCCGGCGUACUCCAAGCUGGCCACCAUUGCCGGCAUGUGUAAGAGUCCUACAAAGAAGGGUGGCGUGUUUCGGUAAAGCAGCCCUAGCCUCUG